GUCUUGAUUCUCCAGAGGGAUGCUGGGAAGGGGCUGGAAUGUGGGUGAGGAUGGCUUCCAGCUACACAGUUGUGCUCAGUAGGAGGAACCGAAUUCCCUGUCCGGGUGUUCAAGUUGGAGUUGCCUUUGUGCCGUCGCAGCUGGGUGAGGGAGCGCCCUUCCGUGGCUCUGCCACGCACCUGAUUUGCCAUGCAGGAGGAAGAGCAGUAUUUGAAAAUUCUCACGCUUCUUCCCUUCUCCACCGUGUGGUUGCUGUAGGCCCAGGUAGCUGCUGUUGCCUCUGGUGUGACUGCCCUCCCACCAGGGUCAGACCCUCGCUUUAUGACUCUAGCAGUAGAAAUGGCUUUGACUGUGACUUCUAAAAAGUACAUCAUCUUGUUCCAUCUGAUGGAACUCUCAGGGGGAAGGAGCUGAGGCCUGGAAAGUGAGGGCAUGAGGCUGACACUGGGUUCUGUUGGUAAAAGCCCAAGGAUGAAAUAUUCUGAGAGUCCCCUGUGUGCCAAGGCCUUGCUAGACACCCCGGGACUGAGAGUUAGUCCCACGCCCUCUACGACCGCCUGUCGAGAAGGGGAGGGGCGGAUGCUGUCCUUUCAGGAGGCGGCCACACUCCAUUUCCCCAAGGACAAAAGUGCUCAGCUUUGGGCAGGACCCCCAGCCCCCCAGUUCUUUUGCAUCUCUCUGUUGGGGAUGACGCGUGGGAGAGAGUUGGGGCAGUGGGAAGAAAACCUCUCUGCUGCAGUUGGUGUGCUGUUCUUCUCCAGUGGAAGACAGGCAGGCAGCCGGUGUCUCUGGAGGGAGAGACGUCUGCCAGGACAGGGAGCGUCAGCGAUGUGUUUGACUCAGUGCAAGGCCGACGCGUGUUUCCUGCUUCGCAUGGAAGCUGGGCCACGUGACCAGAUUCACGAGUCUUGACUUCUGCGAUCCUUGUGUAUCUAGCCAGCUAGAGAUUUCAGAAGCUGUUUUUAUUCACGCCUGCAAAGACAGAUUGUCUGUUUUGUGUGACUGUUUGCAUUCCCAUUGUCGUUAAUGACACUCCCCUCACACCACCCUUCCAUAUAUUUCUUCCAGUUUUCCAUCAUUCAGCAAAUUUUCCUGACUGACGCCCAUGCCAGGCACUGAGCGGCAGCAGACAGGAGCCCCGCCUGCGUGGAGGAGACAAACAUGGCAGGACAGUGUGACCGUCUGGAGAGCAUGGGGGCCGGGGGGCCUGGCUCAGCGGGGAGGAGGCCCCUUGGAGGCUGAGCUCUGGGAGUGCUGCUCAGCCUGGGUGGCACCCCAGCGGGGUUACGAGGGUGCAUAGAAGCCAGCAGGAAGGGCAGUGUCCCGAGGAGGGAACAGCGUGUGCAGAAGCCACGAGACCAGUGGAAGGGAGGACAGAGCAUUGGGGAGCUGCCAGGACGCCUGUCACCUGGAGCGUGAGUGUCGGCAGUUGGUGUCGGUUUUGUUUCUCACAGAGACUCUCGGGUACCGGUUUGAAAGAGCGUUCGCAGCUCUGCUGUUUUGUCUGUUGACCUUAAUACCCGUCGACUCUGUGAGAUUCAGGCGAACUCCUCCUCCGUGAGUGCCAGUUCCCUCCCACCGACAGUGUACAAGAACAUGUGAGAGAAACUGAGCAAACAUCUGUGUAGAUCACUUGGAGCAAAGCACUGCGUCCUUCCGCUUUCCAGCGGUCCGCGCCCCCCCCAUAUAAACCUGUCGCCUCAGAUGAUUUGGGGGUGUGCAGAGCCCUCGCGUGCGUGGUCUGAAACCGCACGCCCUUUCUGUGCCCUUCCCGCUGCUCCUCAGACCGCGUUUCAGCUGGGGGCACCAGGGAGAUCGGCUCCGCCCUCACCAGGAUGUGCAUGCGCCACAGAAGCAUCGAAGCCAAGCUGAGGCAGUUUUCCAGCGCUUUGAUUGACUGCCUGAUAAACCCACUUCAAGAACAGAUGGAAGAAUGGAAGAAGGUGGCCAAUCAAUUGGAUAAAGACCACGCAAAAGAGUAUAAAAAAGCUCGUCAGGAGAUCAAAAAGAAGUCCUCGGAUACGCUGAAACUGCAGAAGAAAGCAAAAAAAGUGGAAGCUCUCGGGAGAGGUGACAUCCAGCCUCAGUUGGACAGCGCUCUCCAAGAUGUCAAUGAUAAAUAUCUCUUGUUGGAAGAAACAGAAAAGCAGGCAGUCCGGAAGGCUUUGAUUGAAGAACGCGGCCGGUUCUGCACCUUCAUCUCUAUGCUGCGCCCCGUGAUCGAAGAGGAAAUCUCAAUGCUGGGGGAAAUAACUCACCUUCAGACCAUCUCGGAAGACCUGAAAAGCCUGACCAUGGACCCUCACAAACUGCCCUCUUCAAGUGAACAGGUGAUUUUGGACUUGAAAGGCUCUGAUUACAGUUGGUCGUACCAGACGCCACCUUCUUCCCCCAGCACCACCAUGUCCCGCAAGUCAAGUGUCUGCAGCAGCCUGAACAGCGUGAACAGCAGCGACUCGCGGUCCAGCGGCUCCCACUCCCACUCCCCCAGCUCGCACUACCGCUGCCGCAGCUCCAACCUGGCCCAGCAGGCGCCCGUGCGGCUGUCCAGCGUGUCCUCCCACGACUCCGGCUUCAUAUCCCAGGACGCCUUCCAGUCCAAGUCGCCGUCCCCCAUGCCACCAGAGGCCCCCAACCAGUUGUCUAAUGGGUUUUCUCACUAUAGUUUAUCAAGUGAGUCCCAUGUGGGGCCCGUGGGGGCAAGUCUUUUCCCUCAUUGCCCGCCUGCCUCCCGCCUGCUCCCUCGGGUCACCUCUGUCCACCUUCCAGACUACGCUCAUUAUUACACCAUUGGGCCCGGCAUGUUCCCGUCAUCUCAGAUCCCUAGCUGGAAGGACUGGGCCAAGCCGGGACCUUAUGAUCAGCCUCUGGUGAACACCCUACAGCGCCGCAAAGAGAAGCGGGAGCCAGACCCCAGCGGAGGAGGACCCGCCGCAGCAGGCGGCCCACCUGCAGCUGCCGAGGAGGCUCAGAGACCACGGAGCAUGACGGUGUCAGCUGCUGCCAGGCCUGGGGAAGAGAUGGAGGCUUGUGAGGAGCUGGCCCUGGCCCUGUCUCGGGGCCUCCAGCUGGACACCCAGAGGAGCAGCCGGGACUCGCUGCAGUGCUCCAGCGGCUACAGCACCCAGACGACCACCCCCUGCUGCUCAGAGGACACCAUUCCCUCCCAAGUUUCAGAUUACGAUUAUUUCUCUGUAAGUGGUGACCAGGAGGCAGACCAGCAGGAGUUUGACAAAUCCUCCACCAUUCCAAGAAACAGUGACAUCAGCCAGUCCUACCGACGGAUGUUCCAAGCCAAGCGCCCGGCCUCCACUGCUGGCCUCCCCACCACCCUCGGACCUGCUAUGGUCACCCCAGGGGUUGCAACCAUCCGACGGACCCCUUCCACCAAGCCUUCUGUCCGCCGGGGGACCAUUGGAGCCGGUCCCAUUCCCAUCAAGACGCCCGUGAUCCCUGUGAAGACCCCAACCGUACCAGACCUCCCUGGGGUGUUGCCAGCCCCCCUGGAUGGGCCAGAGGAGCGGGGUGAGCACAGUCCCGAGUCACCGUCUGUGGCUGAGGGCCCCCAGGGUGUCACCAGCAUCCCCUCCUCACUGUGGAGUGGCCAAGCCUCCGUCAACCCUCCUCUUCCAGGCCCGAAGCCAAGCAUCCUGGAGGAGCACAGACAGGCGAUUCCGGAAAGCGAGGCUGAAGACCAGGAAAGGGAUCCUGCCAGUGCCACCGCCUCCCCGGGCCGGGCUCCAGAGAGCGACCCCGCAGACCUGAGCCCGAGAGACACCCCGCAAGGAGAAGACAUGCUGAACGCCAUCCGAAGGGGCGUGAAGCUGAAGAAGACCAUGACGAACGACCGUUCAGCCCCUCGCUUCUCUUAGGUGCAUUGGAAAUGCUGCCAGUGGGGAAUGAACUGUUGAGUUAAUAAAACCUAAUUUGUCUUGAUCCAUUCCAACCUAUAAUCAAACAGAUUUUGUAGGCAACUCAGAAUACAGCUCUUUUGAACGUACUUGACACCUUUAGAUAAGAAUUAAAAGCAACAUUUAACUGACACGACCUUGAUCUUUUAAUUUGUAAAUAUUGACAAUUUUCUUUCUGCACAUUUUAAUCUCAGCUUCCCUUUUGAUUUUUCUGAAGGUGCCAAAUUCCAUUUAACUUUUUUACAAGUCUUUGUAAAAUUUUAAAUGCAUAACGGGGGGGAGGGGCAGGGCAGGGGAAUCAUGAAGUAGUUAACUUCAGAAAAAAGGGGUAGCUUUUUCUUUUCUUUUUCCCCUGCAAGCUUUUGUAGAUGCACUGUAGUUAGUAGUCUGGCCUAGAAGCAAAUUCAAGUUAUUUUAAUGUACAAACAAAAUGGUAAGGGGUAAAUUCUUCAUUUAAAUAUACUCUGUUCUGAAGGAGCGAAGCAGUAGUAAGAGUUGAUGAGCAAUAUGCAGAGGGGAGUGAAUCUGGAGACGGUGGACUGUUGGGAUUGGGGGGAGGGCCAGGGAGGGGCACACUUUCAACAUAGCCGAUCCUGUCACAUUUAAGAGUAGCCUCGUAGGUUGAAUUUCUAGUAGCUUCAUGGUUAAUGCAUCCCAAUAAGCCAUACUGGACUGCAGUGUUUGUUUCCGUAGGGUGUUGAAGGAAGUCCUUUCUCCCACGAUUCCUCUCGGCUGCACACAGCGCCCACCCCCAGUCCCCUGCAUGCUGCUGCCACCAGGUAGACAUAGAACCCCCCCCCCUUAGUUACUCGUCUGUUACACCUGUUUUCAUUGAAUCCAGUACAUCCAAGAGGGUAAGGCAGUUUCAAAAAUGUGAAAACACUUACACACGAUAGCAGGGAAUUCUUAGAUAAUAGCAAAUGCCUUUUACUUAACUGUGCCCAGCAGGCUGGGCACAUUGGAAAGCCCAAAUAUUUUGAAAAAACUUGAGUGGAUUUAACAAGAGUAACCAGCUUAGAGUCCAGCAACUUGCCGAUGUGUUUACCAACGGGGGCUUGUUUUUCUUGAUUGGCUUCAUACUAAACAAUGAAGAGAGGAGGAUUUAUUUAUUGUCACUCAGAAUCUGACCACUAGAUUGUCCCUUUUUUUUUUUGUAUUCUAGGUAAUGUAUUUUGGAAUGGAUUUAUGUCUUCUUCUUUAAGUGAAAGUUAAAUUUGUUAUAAUGCUUGUCCCCUAAAGCCAACAGGGAUUUGUAGAUUCAGAGGGAUCGUGUUUGGAGAAUACAAACAUGAAAAAGGAAGCGAACGCCUUAGCAGUUGGGUCAGUUGCAAGUGCUCCCUUUUGACGGAAGCUGUCAGGAGGUAGGAGCCAGGUGGGUCCCACAGACCCUGCAGAUUUCUGUUGGUUUGUAUCUUCAAUGACAUAAUCUUAUGCUUUAAUACAUAACUGCAUUGGAUGUGAGAGUAACAUACCUGUAUAGUCACUGUUCUAUAUAUUAACAUGUAACACUGCUGUGAUUGCUCAAGGACAUUUUAUGUUAUGGCUUUAAAGCAAAGGCAUGAUUAUUAGAAACUAUUUAAGCUUUUUUUCCCCUUUGAAAAACAAGCUCCUUUUACAGACUGUAAGCAACAGUAGUGCCUGUGGUUUAGCCCACCAAUCUUGACAACUAAAAGUAGCUGAUGCAUUGUGCAUAUGACGCUUGAGAUGGUUUUUGCAAAAGCAGAAAUCACAACAAGGUGAUUACAGUAGAUAAAAGUGGUAUUUUAAACCUUUGAGAUAAAUGGAUGUGACUGUACCUUGGUACAGCUUUUCACUUGUUUAGUUUUUAAACGUUAGUAUAAUCUGAAGAAAUUUAAUAUAAAACGUUGCCAAAUUCAAUGUAGAAAGAAUGUGACGAAACACCUUGGGUAGUCCUGUUUGUGUUUUUGCAUAUUGUAAAAGCAGUGUCACAGCUAAAAAUAAAGAAAUCGUUUCUAAGGUAAAUUAUUGGUGUUUAGUUGCUAGUUUGUACUGAGAGUUGACCUCUCCCUGUGCCGUUUUUUGUUCUAAACUUGUAUAAAUAACAAUUGUGUAAUGUGUUUUCCUUCUACCUUGUAACAAUUGCUUCAGUCUACACUAUAAAUAAAGAACCACUAGAAAGA
Molecule: messenger RNA, 6052 nt
Organism: Artibeus jamaicensis (Jamaican fruit-eating bat)
Lineage: Eukaryota; Metazoa; Chordata; Mammalia; Chiroptera; Phyllostomidae
Gene: MTSS1
Product: MTSS I-BAR domain containing 1
Exons: 13
Coding region: 1836-3872 (678 amino acids)
Biological process (GO): plasma membrane organization; positive regulation of actin filament bundle assembly; adherens junction maintenance
Cellular component (GO): cytoplasmic side of plasma membrane; actin cytoskeleton
Molecular function (GO): actin binding; phospholipid binding
Source: RefSeq, a predicted model, not a curated record